This is a messenger RNA of Capsicum annuum, 1420 nucleotides long. RefSeq names its product transcription factor MYB20. The coding region runs from base 151 to 1110 and encodes 319 amino acids. The transcript has 3 exons. The record is from RefSeq and is a predicted model, not a curated record. Lineage: Eukaryota; Viridiplantae; Streptophyta; Magnoliopsida; Solanales; Solanaceae.
UCUAUAACAACCUCUCUUCUCUUUUCAUUUCUCCUUCUACAAACAGCUCUUUAUUAUUUCUCUCUCAAAAAUAUAAUCAUUUAUAAAACUAUAGGUUAAAAAUUUUAUACCAAAGUUUUAUAUAUAUAUAUAUUUUUUUUGUUGAAAAACAUGGGAAGACAACCUUGUUGUGACAAAAAUGGUGUGAAAAAAGGUCCAUGGUCAAGUGAAGAAGACAAGAAACUCAUUAAUUUCAUCCUUAACAAUGGCCAAUGUUGUUGGAGAUCUCUCCCAAAACUUGCAGGUUUAUUGAGAUGUGGAAAGAGUUGUAGAUUGAGAUGGACAAAUUAUCUAAGACCAGAUGUAAAAAGGGGACUUUUAUCAGAAUAUGAAGAAAAAAUGGUUAUUGAUCUUCAUGCUCAACUUGGCAAUAGAUGGUCUAAGAUCGCGUCUCAUCUGCCGGGAAGAACUGAUAAUGAAAUCAAGAAUCACUGGAAUACACAUAUUAAGAAGAAGCUCAAGAAAAUGGGGAUUGAUCCAAUCACUCACAAGCCAAUUACUAGUGACCAACCAACAUAUGAUCAACCAAUCAUUCAACAAGAAAAACAAAUAUUAAUUACGCCUCCGUCUCAAACAGAUUUGAAUCGUCAAGGGAACGAGAACACUGGGAUAUGUCCAAAAAAUAUCAAGACGACAACAAUAGCAACAACAACAACAGUAGCUAUGCCUUCGUCUGAGACAAAUUUGGAUCGUCAAGAAAAUAAGAACGUUGGAACAUGUCCAAGACAUAUCAAGACGACGACAACAACAACAACAGUAGUUAUGCCUCAGUCUGAGACAAAUUGGGAUCGUCAAAAAGUCCCUUUAAUUCCACCAACUGAAAUUUUAAUCCCUUAUGAAUCAACAACUUCAUCAACAUCUUCAUUUUCCUCACAAUCAUCCAAUAUGAUCCUUGAAGACUUGAAAUUUUUGCCAAAUUUUGAUAAUUGGCAAAGUGAUUUCAACAUGGAAAUUAAUUGGACAAAUGAUGAUUUUAGUAGCACUUUGGAUUAUUUACUCAAUGAUGAUGAUAUUAGUGACAUGAACAACACCACCAUUUCCCAAGAUUGGUCACAAGUGUUGGAAGUUUGAGCAACUAGAUGUCCAGUCAAUUGCUGCGCCUCAACGCAUUUUGGGGAGACACUGCUGAAAAAAUGUGAAUUUUUAUGAACAUUUCGUUGGAACUAUGAUAUUUUUUACGAAAGUUUGUCGACAGUUAAAAUUCACGUAUUUUUAGUAGUGAUAUCUGUUGUGAUUAAUUUUUCAAAGGGGAGCAAAAUUAAGCUCUUUCUUUUCAUUUGGCUAUAGAAAGUUUAGAUGUUAGAGUUGGUUACGAUAUAAUUUAUGGACUAUAAAAAUAAAAGGAGAAAUAUGUUUAUGGGGGGGACAAAUUACAUAAAAA